AUGUCGUUCAUUUCGUCCAUCUUCUAUCGAGCCGCAGUUAGUCAAGAGUCUAGGAGAGCUCCCAUCGGUAAAGUCCCUCGAGCAAAGUGUCCAGGGUCUAGAGCAGGCAGAGUCCCGCCUGAGGGCUCCAGCAGUGCCGGUCAAGCCAAUGCAGACUCCAACCUAUUCGACCCCACAAUCGACCCCACAAUCGAUCCUUCCCAUCCCGACAACUUCCAGAGCAAGAUUCAGAUCAUCGAAGACAUUAUUGCAGAAGACAACCUCUACAAAGUGCUAGGUAUCAAGAGCAAUGCCAAAAACGAAGACAUCCGCCGAGCUUUCCUCACUGGCAGUCGAUCAUGUCAUCCAGACAAGUUUCCUGACUAUCCCAAUUCGACCAUCGCCUUUCAGAAACUUGCAUUCGCAUACGAGACACUCUGCAAGCCAGCAUCGCGACAGGCAUACGACUUUUCCCCUCCUACCCACUCGAUGUUCAACGGCAAAUCGCCUCAUGAUGCUUUCGAUGAUGAGUUUGGCCAAGCGUUCGCAGAUGCUACGCUCCAGGACGUCCUCUUGACCGUAUAUGUCGAGUUCUUCGAAGGUGACUUCACCUCCGUCAAAGCAUUACUCAAGGUUCUCGCAGACAGCGGAAUGGCUACCUACAGCGACGCCAACAUCAGCAGCAUCGAGGCCAAGUUCAGAACACUCUCGCGCCUCAUGCGAGCUACACGCAGGUAUUCGCGCGUCUUGCUCAACGAGAUGUCACGUCUCUAUGAGAUCCAGCAGGACUUGCGUGGCCUCUCCUACUUUGACAUUCCUGGUCGUCUUCGGCUGACGUUGCAGCUUGCGCGAGUGACGCUCAGCAUCCCAUUGGCGAUCGAUCAAGUUAUGCAGAACCCGGAAAACUACGAUCGCAAAGAGUUUGGUCGGUGGUUUGAGGACAUGCGUGCCCAAUCCUUGGAUUACAGCUCAAGCGAAGAAGAAGAAGAAGGGGGAGGAGGAAGAGGAGGAGGAGGAGGAGGAAGCAGGACCGAACAAGGAUUUGGCCUCCAGGGCGAGAUCGACGGUGAUGCGCCUGGUUCUGACGAGCAUGCACGAUUGCGGUAUGUGCGAGCAAGAGACGCCCGGAUCUCUAGACGAGCAGCCGAGCGUCGCGAUCCAGGGUCGGACAAUGGACCUGGCGGCGAACAAGGAGCGGCUGCCCUGCCAAAUCAAGAGACCAAGGAACUGCGCGUCGGGUUCCUGGGUCCUACCACUACCGCAUUGUUCACGGGCAUGGUCAAUCUGCUCGAGGCUGGCGAAGGCUGGAUGGGAGGCAAGCUAACAGAUCCUCUAUGA
Molecule: messenger RNA, 1317 nt
Organism: Ustilago hordei
Lineage: Eukaryota; Fungi; Basidiomycota; Ustilaginomycetes; Ustilaginales; Ustilaginaceae
Exons: 1
Coding region: 1-1317 (438 amino acids)
Source: RefSeq, a predicted model, not a curated record